AGCAUCUCCACCCAACCAGCAGAAAACCGGUUGCUGUGGUCCUACCAAAAUAUGGAACUUGAUUUUGGACAUUUUGACGAAAGAGACAAAGCAUCUAGAAAUAUGAGAGGGUCACGCAUGAAUGGGCUACCAAGUCCCACUCAUAGUGCCCACUGUAGCUUCUACAGAACCAGAACCUUGCAGGCACUAAGUAAUGAGAAGAAGGCCAAGAAGGUACGUUUCUACCGCAAUGGGGACCGUUACUUCAAAGGGAUUGUGUACGCUGUUUCUUCUGACCGUUUCCGUAGUUUUGACGCGUUGCUGGCUGACCUGACCCGAUCCUUGUCCGACAACAUCAAUCUGCCUCAGGGAGUCCGCUAUAUCUAUACCAUUGAUGGAUCCAGGAAGAUCGGAAGCAUGGACGAACUGGAAGAAGGGGAAAGUUAUGUCUGUUCCUCAGACAACUUCUUUAAAAAGGUUGAGUACACCAAGAAUGUUAAUCCUAACUGGUCAGUCAACGUAAAGACAUCUGCUAACAUGAAGGCUCCUCAGUCCUUGGCUAGCAGCAACAGCGCUCAAGCCAGAGAGAACAAGGACUUCGUGAGACCCAAACUUGUGACCAUCAUCCGCAGUGGGGUGAAGCCUCGGAAGGCAGUGCGUGUGCUUCUCAACAAGAAAACAGCCCACUCUUUUGAGCAGGUCCUCACUGAUAUCACAGAAGCCAUCAAGCUGGAAACUGGAGUUGUCAAAAAACUCUAUACCAUUGAAGGAAAACAGGUCACCUGUCUACAUGAUUUCUUUGGUGAUGAUGAUGUAUUCAUUGCUUGUGGUCCUGAAAAGUUCCGCUAUGCUCAAGAUGAUUUUUCUUUGGAUGAGAAUGAAUGCAGGGUUAUGAAAGGUAAUCCAUCUGCCACAGCUGGCCCAAAAGCUUCCCCAACACCUCAAAAGGCAUCUGCUAAGAGCCCAGGCCCAAUGCGUCGCAGCAAGUCUCCUGCUGAUUCAGGUAACGACCAAGACGCAAAUGGAACUUCCAGUAGUCAACUUUCUACACCCAAGUCGAAGCAGUCUCCUAUCUCUACACCCACGAGCCCUGGAAGUCUGCGGAAGCACAAGGACUUGUAUCUGCCGUUGUCACUGGAUGACUCUGACUCACUUGGCGAUUCCAUGUGAAAGCUUAGAGGUUAAGUCAAAGCCUAUCAACAUGGCAGAAUGCUUUCGCUCAAGUGACCAACAAGGCUAUUGGUGCUUAAACAUUGUUUUGUUGUUUUUAUUUUUCAAAACACUCUGUAGUAUGUAGGGUUUAUUUUUAUGUGACUUCUCCUCUGGGCCACUAAUUCACAAUUACCAGUUAUGAGAGACAGAUUGAUAACCAUCCUUUUGAGUGAUUUUCCAGAACUGCAAAAUGUGCUAGUCCAUGACCUUUCUACUGAAUGCUUAGGGGCCUUUGUAUUUC
Psammomys obesus (fat sand rat) is the source of this 1432-nucleotide messenger RNA. It is a transcript of the gene Dcx, whose product is annotated as doublecortin. Bases 52 to 1149 code for a protein of 365 amino acids. The record is from RefSeq and is a predicted model, not a curated record. Gene Ontology annotation, cellular component: axoneme; neuron projection. The transcript is spliced from 7 exons. Gene Ontology annotation, biological process: photoreceptor cell development; intracellular signal transduction; axoneme assembly. NCBI's taxonomy places the organism in Eukaryota, Metazoa, Chordata, Mammalia, Rodentia, Muridae. Gene Ontology annotation, molecular function: microtubule binding.